Molecule: messenger RNA, 1039 nt
Organism: Nicrophorus vespilloides
Lineage: Eukaryota; Metazoa; Arthropoda; Insecta; Coleoptera; Silphidae
Product: venom allergen 3-like
Exons: 5
Coding region: 25-960 (311 amino acids)
Cellular component (GO): extracellular region
Source: RefSeq, a predicted model, not a curated record
GACAUCGUCGAUUCCUCAAGAGACAUGUCUGUCUUUAAAUAUUACGUUUUCGUGAUUACAAUCAUUGAUGUCUGCUGGGUCGUUCACACGUUAAGGAAUCCUUAUUGCUCGAUGCCAUGCAGAUUCGGGACAGACAGGAGUUACAUUCACACGGUCUGCGAAAGGGACAAUAAAAAAUGCGGACCUGCUAAUAAAUGCGGCCCAGAUUUUCGCGAAAUUCCGAUGAACGAUGAGCUUAGGCAGUACGCUUUAGAUCUGCAUAACCAGUGGAGGAACAAGGUGGCUUCGGGGGAAGAGAAAAGAAGCGGCGGACAGCCUCCGGCCAAAAAGAUGAUGACAUUGAAAUACAGCAAAGAGUUGGAAUUCAUCGCGCAAUGUUGGGCCAAUGCAUGUAACGGGGAUCCUCUAAAUCACGAUAUUUGCAGAUCGACGAAAAACUAUGAACACGUCGGCCAAAAUUUGGGAUUCAUCAACAGUACUCAUGACAAUAUAAAUGUGAAGGAGUCAUUACACGAUCUUAUAGAAUAUUGGUAUGAUGAAGUUACGAUUUUCAAGAAGGAAUGGGUUCGAGAAACGCAAGACAGGGGUCCUAUUAAAGUUGGUCAUUAUACUCAGAUGACUUGGGCAGACACUGACGCCUUGGGCUGUGCAAUGAGUUAUUACACCACAGACAACCCAUUCUCAGAUGAAAGGAAACCAAAUAUUACAGAACACGGAAAAUUCUAUGAUAUAAUCUGGGUGCAACCUGAAGUGAAUAAGAAGUGGCACCAUUUGCUCUUAGUUUGCAACUACUCCCCAGGUGGUAAUUACAUAGGUCUUCCACUUUAUGAUAUUGGAAGUCCAUGCAGCGGUUGUCCGAAGCACAAACCUUGCGGCUACACUAAAUACAAAUCGCUGUGCGGAAAAGAUCUGAAAGUCGCCAACUCGAGUGACCGUUUCGUUCCGUUCUUUAGGUUUUAACUCAGCACGAUUAUUUAUAAAAUACGCUUUAUUUAAACAAUUAUAUCAAAAAAAAAUAGUAUUACAAUCACAAAUUCGU